Molecule: messenger RNA, 1148 nt
Organism: Esox lucius (northern pike)
Lineage: Eukaryota; Metazoa; Chordata; Actinopteri; Esociformes; Esocidae
Gene: lyset
Product: transmembrane protein 251
Exons: 3
Coding region: 244-696 (150 amino acids)
Source: RefSeq, a predicted model, not a curated record
AGGGCUUUCAUUCUGUACAACAGCUCUUGCAAACUGAGCGCGUACCCUCAACAAGAUUUGACCUGUGUUCCAGGUAUGCUCUCUCUCCAGCUAAAGACUAUUUCAGAGCUGAGACAUCUCAACAUUUUACCUGUGAGCAAAUAGCGGUUGUGAGCAGAGCGAUGGGAAAGCCGUGGAGCUGUGGAACGGUGGAGCAGAGCUCAACCUUCGCUCAAUAGGUUCUGGCAGGGAGAAGUAUGGAGAAUGAUGAACUUCCGUCAGAGGAUGGGAUGGGUCGGUGUGGGGCUUUACCUUCUGGCUAGCGUGGCCGUCGUUUAUUAUGUCUUUGAGAUCGACCAGACGUACAACCGUCUUACCCUGGAGCAUGUGGAGCCGGUGGCCCAGGAGGAACGACCUCCAGCGGGGGAUGAGUCUCCUCCGGCCGAAUCGUCUGGGCCUCCCACGUCAGACCAUCUGCCCACCUGGACCCAGAGUCUCAAGACUCGCCUCCUCCUCUUGCCCUUCUGGUUUUGGGUCACCAUCUUCCUUGUGCCCUAUCUCCAGGUGUUCCUCUUCCUUUACUCAUGCACACGUGCUGACCCCAAGAUGGUGGGCUACUGUAUCCUGCCAAUAUGCCUGGCGGUGCUCUGCGACCGCCACCAGACAUUCGCCAAGGCAUCCAAUCAGAUCAGCCGGCUGCAGCUGAUUGACACCUAAUGGGUCAAACCGGUUGAACUGGUAAAUGAUAUAAGAGGAAGCCGCCGUUGUGGAUCCGUUGCACCUGAAAUACCAAGUUGAUUAACACUCCCCUAGAGCACUGUUUGAAGUGUUAAGCUUGUCAGGCAAUUCACUUGUUAAUGGUGUAUGUGUAUGUGUGUAUUCAGACGAACAAUGGUACUUGUUUCACAAACCUUUGUAUUUGUGGUUUCUUACAUCGAAAAAAAGAUUGGACCAAAACGUACUGUGUACUGUAGGGCCUGUACUUGACUCCAAUACGUACACUAAUCAUUGAGGUUUCAUUUCCUUUUUUGUGAAAAUCAUUUUAGGCCUGAUUCCGACUCAUAGUAGUUGGUAUGAAGACUUACCUUAUGCAGGUGGGAAAAGUGCCCUACAUGGAUGUCAAUCUUGUGCGCACUGCUGACAAAAUGUAAUUAAAUUUUGAAAACCUU